GGAACGAGCCAUCCUGGGGGACACCCUGCACUCAGCUUCUCGUCUUCGUUGCCACACCAGGCUGCGAUGGGUUUCCCAGCCUGGACUCCAAGGAGAACUAUAAGCUGUCCGUCUCCAAAGGCUCCAUGCUGCUCUCCGCGGAUGCUGUCUGGGGAGCUCUCCGAGGCCUGGAAACAUUCAGCCAGCUUGUUGGGAGAGAUGAGAAUGGCACGUACUACAUCAACGAGACAGAAAUCGUGGACUUUCCCCGCUUCCCUCACCGGGGAGUGUUGCUGGACACGUCUCGUCACUACCUGCCUCUGAGAGCCAUCCUGGAAACUCUGGAUGUUAUGGCUUACAACAAGUUCAAUGUGUUUCACUGGCACAUUGUGGAUGACCCAUCCUUCCCCUACGAGAGCUCGACAUUCCCAGAGCUCAGCAAGCAGGGAGCCUUCAAUGCCAUGACCCACGUGUACACAGCCAAUGACGUGCAGACCGUGAUCGAGUACGCCCGCCUGCGUGGCAUCAGGGUCAUCGCAGAAUUUGACAGUCCUGGGCACACUCUCUCCUGGGGGCCAGGUGCUCCAGGACUCCUGACUCCCUGCUAUUCGGGUGAGAAGCUUUCAGGGACCUAUGGACCCAUCAACCCCAUCCUUAACAGCACGUACCAGUUUGUGACCAGUUUGUUCCAAGAGGUCAGCGCUGUAUUCCCAGACUUCUAUCUCCACCUCGGUGGUGAUGAGGUGGAUUUCACGUGCUGGAAAUCCAACCCAAAAAUUCGUGCUUUCAUGAAGGAGAUGGGCUUUGGUGAAGACUACAAAAAAUUAGAGUCGUUGUACAUCCAGAGGCUUCUGGACAUCGUCUCUUCCCUUGGCAAAGGUUAUAUCGUGUGGCAGGAGGUGUUUGACAACGAAGUGAAGGUAAAGCCAGACACCAUUAUCCACGUGUGGAAGGAGGCUGUGUCGUACAUGGAUGAGAUGGCCAAUGCCACCAAGGCUGGUUACCGGGCUCUGCUCUCCGCGCCCUGGUACCUCAACCGCAUCUCCUACGGGCAGGACUGGAUGGCAGCCUACCAGGUGGAGCCCUUGAACUUCGAAGGCACCCCUGAGCAGAAGGCCCGGGUGAUCGGUGGUGAGGCCUGCAUGUGGGGUGAAUAUGUGGAUGUCACCAACCUGGCCCCCAGGCUCUGGCCAAGAGCUGGAGCCGUAGCUGAGAGACUGUGGAGCAACGCAACUGUCAGGGACAUGCAAGAUGCCUACGCUCGACUGGCAGCGUUCCGCUGCACACUGCUCGGACGUGGUGUCCAGGCACAACCUCUCUACAUAGGGUACUGUGAAGAUGAAUUUGGCGGUGUCUGA
Messenger RNA from Acanthisitta chloris (rifleman), 1337 nucleotides. RefSeq names its product hexosaminidase A (alpha polypeptide) (gene HEXA). The annotation marks the transcript as partial. Lineage: Eukaryota; Metazoa; Chordata; Aves; Passeriformes; Acanthisittidae. Gene Ontology annotation, molecular function: beta-N-acetylhexosaminidase activity. The record is from RefSeq and is a predicted model, not a curated record. Gene Ontology annotation, cellular component: membrane. The transcript is spliced from 13 exons. Gene Ontology annotation, biological process: glycosaminoglycan metabolic process; carbohydrate metabolic process; ganglioside catabolic process.